AUGGCCGUCAUGAACGAUGGAACAGAGAUUGUAGGUCAGACUACUACUGGAUUAAAGGGAUCCACAGAGGACCCUCGUCAUUCCCCAAAAAAGACUCCAAAGAAGUAUCCGUUGGAGAAUCUAUUCAGACUAUCACGACAUCACAACAAGAUGACUUUUGAAGAGCUGAGCAAAUUGCCCCGGCGAUACUGGAGGCGAGUGAAAUAUCCCGAUAUUUAUCAAACUUAUCCUCAAGAUGUUCCUCUACGAGAACUCGUUGCAGAUAUCAAAGCCGGUAGACCUGUUUCAGUGUUGCCUGAUUAUAAUUUUCCGCUGAAAAUUUUGAUAACCAGUAAAUCAGUCUGUACACCGAACUCUCAACACGACCUAAUAAUUGUUGUAAAAAGCGCAGUUAUUGCUUGGGACAUGCGAGCGUCUUUUCGGGAAUUCGUAAAUGAGCAGAAAGCACAGCACCCCAACUUGAAGAUUGGUUUAAUUUUCAGCAUGGGUUUGCCAAGACAACACGGUGGAAAGGUCUUUUCUCGUGAGGGUCACGCAAUCACUCUCAAAGGUCGGAUUGGAGAACUAGCCGAGUAUUUUGAUGGCAAAACGACGCAAACCAUGGAAUACGUGCUUCACGAAAUGGCACACUAUGACGAUAUCCUCUUAGCAGACUACGAAGAUACCUAUUUUAAUCUCACCUGGAAAACCGUCACGAAUUUGCGUUGGCUGUCUGCCUUUUGUGGCCAACGGAAUGGAGAUGUAUUCUUGGUUAUGGAUGACGACCAUAAGGUGAAUUUUACUUACCUGGAGACAAUACUGAAGACCUUGCCACCGGAAGUAAAAAGGAGAUCAAUUUUCGGGCUCAUUGGCAGAAGAGAUGCAGCUUAUAGAAAGGCCGAUGGAAAGAGGUACCUUUCAUAUCGCGAAUUUCCCUGGAACAUUAUGGCCCCGUACCCUCGCGGAUUUGCACAAUUAUUUGGGGCUGAAAUAAUCGACGAUUUGGCCAUUGGUUCAGCCUACACUAGGUAUAAUUACGCACCUGAAGAUGUCUACCUUGGAAUGCUGGCUUUGAAGUUGGGUAUUCAAUUGCGGAACAUGAACGAGAUGUAUGACCACUUUGACUUCAAAAGACGACAUAAAAAUAGGCAACCUGUUUUGAUAGCUUUACAGAGAUAUUUUGACGCUCUUGUAACCCUAUCUUGA
This is a messenger RNA of Echinococcus granulosus, 1185 nucleotides long. Its product is annotated as UDP-GlcNAc:betaGal beta-1,3-N-acetylglucosaminyltransferase. NCBI's taxonomy places the organism in Eukaryota, Metazoa, Platyhelminthes, Cestoda, Cyclophyllidea, Taeniidae. Bases 1 to 1185 code for a protein of 394 amino acids. The record is from RefSeq and is a predicted model, not a curated record. Gene Ontology annotation, cellular component: membrane. Gene Ontology annotation, molecular function: hexosyltransferase activity. The transcript is spliced from 3 exons.